Kuraishia capsulata CBS 1993 is the source of this 3765-nucleotide messenger RNA. RefSeq lists its product as uncharacterized. The coding region runs from base 1 to 3765 and encodes 1254 amino acids. The transcript has a single exon. The record is from RefSeq and is a predicted model, not a curated record. Gene Ontology annotation, biological process: cellular bud site selection; positive regulation of establishment of bipolar cell polarity regulating cell shape. Lineage: Eukaryota; Fungi; Ascomycota; Pichiomycetes; Pichiales; Pichiaceae. Gene Ontology annotation, cellular component: cellular bud neck; plasma membrane of growing cell tip; cellular bud scar.
AUGGCCAGCUUGUUCCGGCUGAUGGUGAGUGCCUUGCUGGCAUUUGCAAAUUUAGCCAAUUGCUUGGAAGGAUAUCACACAACGUUGAUAGAUCAGCCAGAUAUCGACUAUGACCAGGUGGGGAAUCAGCUUUAUUUCCUCGGGAAUUUUGAUGCCUUGUCUGAAUACAAGCAUACGGGGCAAUUCAACACCUCGGUAAUAUCGAACACAUCUUCGAACAACUCAAUCUAUCUGCUAUCAGAUACCCUUCACAAUGUGGGCAGUCUACCAUUUGAGAAUGGUACUGUGUCGAUUGCAGAACGGGUGCGGCAUGGCUAUUACGUUAUAGUGAUAGAUGGAGCUCCAUACUUCUUUAACUUGAGCGGGUUCUCCAUUAACGAAGUGAGUGGUUGGUCGCAUUCGGUGACGGGUGAUGUCAGGUCCGUGUUGGUAGACACGGAUGAGGAGAUCAUAUAUUUUGGAGGAAACUUAACCUAUGACAAAGAUUUGUAUGGUGUGAUAGCAUACGAUUACUCCUCUGAUGAUUUUCAUGAUUUGCCCUUUUCUGGGUUCAACAAAGGUGCUUCUGUGAACUCCAUAGUCAAAGUACCAGGAAACGGCGAGGAUGAGCUAGGAAGCAUCGUCUUUGGAGGAAGCUUUGAUGCUUUGGGAAACACGGACCUCAUGAACUUCAACGUGUCUUCAAAUCAAACCUACAACAUCACGAACUCCACUUACACAAGCAUUGACCCAAAUAGACUGGUGUCCCUGAAGUAUGCCACGAUAUCCUCGGUAAAUACUGAUAGCUCAAGUGAUGCGUCGUCGAUUUUGUGCCCUGGAUCUGACACAGAAUGGUUAUUGGAACCUGAAACGUAUGGAUCGUGGACUGCUUCUUUGGAAGUGAGUUUGAUACCCUCAAAAAUCAGACUGUAUAACUCCAAAGAUGACUCUUCCAGCGUGAGCAUUUUCAGAGUCAUAACUUCCCCAGCCAAUGGAAUCAUGAACAUGACCUAUCUUGAUCCUUACACUGGAGACUUUGCCUACUGUGAUGCAUGGUGUCCUCUAAUUUCAAAUUCUGAUUUGAAAGCUUUGGUUGCAAAUAAUAGUGAUGCCAUAAAGGGAGUUGUCUCCGAGAUGAGCGAAAACGACCAGGGAUUUCUCAGGUUCAGCGACGAAUAUCAAGAGUUCGAGUUCUACAAUGAAAUUUCAGUUGAAAGCAUUACAAUCGAGGUAAUUGCUUACGAUGGUUCUCAAGGUGGGUUAUCAGGUUUCCAGAUGUUCCAGUACGGUCUCUAUGCAUACGCCAAUGAUACUUUGAAUGAGCCAACAUGUUCAGGUUCAAAGGGGUUCUCAGCCUCUGAAGAAACUGGUGAUCUGGACUGGAAGCACACAAGUGCUGGUGACAGCUCUUAUAUGAGUGCAACAUUCAACCCAAAAAACGUGAAAAGUGGAUCGGGAGUUUCGUUCUUCCCAAGCAUUGAGUACUCAGGAAACUACUCCGUUUUGUUGUAUACUCCAGGAUGUUCUGCUGAUAACUCGUGUGAUCACAGAGGAAUUGUCAAUGCCACUUUCUAUGAAGGUGACGACACAAUGCUGGGAUCAUCCCUGGUCUACCAAACGAACAUGUAUGAGAAGUACGACCAAAUCUACCAAGGUCAUGUUGACGUGAAGAAGGGCUCUCCUUAUCUCACAAUGACUUUCGAAAAUGGCUUUUCGGACUCGAAAGUUGUUAUGGUGGCUGAUAAAGUUUACGUGGAUAUUCUUGGAAUUGAUGCCUACAAAAAUCGCACCAUGGAAAACGAGACAACUACCGAUUAUGAUAUUCCAAUCAGGAAUCUUUUUGAGUACUCUCUUUCCAAUUUUUCUGAUUACACGGAAAGCUUCGAGAACAAUGUUUUCGUGGGAAACUCUUCUUUGAAUCUCAUUGGAUCCCAGGUCUUGAAUGAAGAUGCUACUGUCAAUGCGCUUCUCUACACCAACGAUUCCUUGAUCAUCGCUGGUGAUUUUGAUUCUGAUUAUGGUGCGGAUGCCAUUCAAUUGACGUUGAACAGUUACAAUGCCUCAAGCAACUCGACCUCCAUCAAAACUGAGAGCUCUCUUUCUGCUGGUUUGACUGGAACGGUUAGUCAUGUGUUCAGUUAUGGUGAUACAGUCAUAUUGGUGGGAGAUGAAAAGUCGAAUUUCAGUCACAUCUCUAUCUACAACGGUUCGUGGCACUCUCUGGGAAGAGUACGUGGAGAAAUUGCUACGUUUGCUAAUUUGACCAUCGACAAUACAGAGCUUCUCGUUUUCAAUGGGGCUCAGUCGUCUGCUGUUGUUUGGGACUAUACGAACUCUCAAUGGUUCAACACCACUUCAACUUUACAUGUUAAUGCCUCACAAGCUUUUGUUGAAGAUAAUGCAACUGUUGCGUUUGGUUCAUUAGCCAUGAUGGACCAGUCUGUGGAAAAUGCUGUCACUGUGAAGAACUCUAGCUCGAAUAACAUAUUGCCUAUUGGUUUGACCUUCAAUGAAAAGCACGACAAUGUUCUCUCUUCAGGGUUCUAUGUCAACGACUCAUACAUUGUGAUAGGAGGACAUUUUGAGACUUUUGACUCUGCUUACAAUUUAGUGCUGUUAGACACAUCGACCAACCGAACCAGCUCUAUCGGUGGUGUUUCAUGGAACAACGAUGCAGAUGUCACGGACAUGUUAUCGUUUAAUGACGUUCUCUAUCUUGGUUUGUCAGGGAAAGUCACCGUUGGAUCUACCAAGACUAAAGGACUGAUAGCGUAUGAACUCAAAAACGACACCUUUUCCUCGAACCAACCUGCAUCUUUGAAUGGUGAUGUUACUUCGAUUGCUGCUGUUGAGAGCGAUGCCAAGUUACUGGUUGGUGGAAGUUUUAGUGGACCUGAUGGAACAUCCUGUACUGGAGUUUGUUUGCUUGACACUGAGAAGAACAAGUGGUCUUCAGCUUCCAAUCAGACUACCACUGGUGACAUCACUUUUAUUCAAGCAUAUUCCUCCAGCAAGUAUCUGCUUAGUGGCAGAAAUUUUGGCAUUGAUGGUACAAAGUCUGACUUCGUUAGUUACGACUAUGGCAGCAAAAGAUUCGCAAAGGAAGAUGGCCUUUCGAAAAACAAAAUCCCAGGAGUUGUUGAAAAGUUUAUCAUGGUGGAUAACAAGACGACUGGAAGAAUCGUCUCCAUUGGUACUGAUUUCAUUGCCUACUAUGAUGGCUCCAACUGGAAUAGACUAGAUGAUGAUCUCUCGAAUUCAACCUUCUCCGAUAUUGUUUUGCUUGAUCUGAAGAAGGACAAUGAUGCUAAUGACGAGAAAAUAUUUGAUAAAGAUCAAAUUCUGCUGGUAACGGGUCUCAUCACUGUUGAAGACGUUGGUUCUUUUACGGCAGCCUAUUACAAUGGAUCGUCUUGGAUUCCAUCUGUGAUUACCACAAACAAUCUUUCUGUCUCAAACACCACCAUAAGGUCUGUUUUAUUGAACAAAAGUACAGCCUCGUUCUAUGGUUCUGCUUCCAAGCCCAAACAGACUCACCACCAAUCGGCAAGCAAAAACUUUAUGCUGACCAGAAACGUGGUGGGCGUUGGCUUCGGACUCGCUCUUGGAACUACGCUAUUGCUCGGUAUUGCCGCAGCAGGUGUAAUAUUUGCUUCCAAAAAGAGAAACAAGUAUAAUUCAGGCCAACUUCUCCACUCCAGGGUGGGUGAAGAGAAGAUGAUCCACAUUGUUCCUCCGAACGAGGUUAUCGACAACUUUCAUGUGGCCAAACAGACUGCAUCUUGA